UUAUUUUAUCCAAACAACUUCCUCUUUUAACCCCCAUUUCUCAAUUCCUUGCCUUCUUGAUUCAUCAAUCAAUCACUCAAUUCUGAAAAAACAUAUCAUUUUCUCAAACAAUCACAAUAAAUUAAAAUAAUAAUAAUGUCAAUCAUGUACAGUGGCGGCUGUUCCGUUCCGUCAUUCUCUUCAAUCUCUGUUUCCAAUUCAUCUCGUCAACGCCUUCCUAAUCGCAUCAUCUGCUCAGCAGGAGCAAGUGUUGCGGAACGAAAAGCGGUGAAUACGUCUGAACCACUGUUGCUGAAUGCGGUUAGAGGUAAAGAUGUCGAAAGACCUCCUGUUUGGCUUAUGCGACAAGCUGGCAGGUACAUGAAGAGUUAUCAAACCUUGUGUGAGAAGCAUCCGUCCUUUCGUGAAAGGUCUGAGAACGUUGAUCUUGUUGUAGAGAUUUCUUUACAGCCCUGGAAAGUAUUCAAGCCUGAUGGGGUUAUUUUGUUUUCAGACAUUCUUACACCUCUACCGGGAAUGAAUAUACCCUUUGACAUUGUCAAAGGUAAGGGUCCCAUAAUAUUUGAUCCUGUGAGCUCGGCUGCUGAUGUUGAUAAAGUGACGGAAUUCACUCCUGAAGAAUGGGUUCCAUAUGUUGGGGAGGCUCUCACAAUUUUGAGAAAAGAGGUAAAUAAUGAAGCUGCAGUCCUUGGUUUUGUUGGAGCUCCAUUUACCCUUGCAUCAUAUGUUGUUGAAGGUGGAUCAUCAAAGCACUUCUCCAAAAUAAAGAGGCUAGCUUUCUCACAGCCGAAGGUUCUCCAUGCAUUGCUUCAAAAAUUCACAACCUCAAUGGCCAAGUACAUUCAAUACCAAGCUGACAAUGGUGCACAAGCAGUUCAAAUUUUUGACUCAUGGGCAACUGAGCUCAGCCCAGCUGAUUUUGAAGAGUUUAGUCUCCCUUACUUAAAGCAGAUUGUGGACACAGUAAAACAAACUCACCCGAAUCUCCCAUUGAUACUUUAUGCAAGUGGGUCAGGUGGGUUGCUUGAGAGGCUACCAUUGACUGGGGUUGAUGUGGUGAGCUUGGAUUGGACCGUGGAUAUGGCUGAAGGCAGGAAGCGUUUGGGGACUGAUAUAGCCGUCCAGGGGAAUGUGGACCCAGGCGUGCUAUUUGGAUCAAAAGAUUUCAUCACCAAUAGGAUAAAUGAUACCGUGAAGAAAGCAGGAAAAGGUAAGCACAUUCUUAAUCUUGGUCAUGGUAUCGUUGUAGGUACUCCAGAAGAAAAUGUUGCUCAUUUUUUUGAGGUUGCCAAAGGACUUAGGUACUAAAAACAGAGUGUUUUGUGUAGAAGACUAAAAUUCAUUGUAUAACUCUACUUGUAUGUUUUAGUUUUGGGUCUCCCACGAAGUUAUAAUAUCUGUCAAAUUUUCAACUA
Messenger RNA from Erigeron canadensis, 1415 nucleotides. Its product is annotated as uroporphyrinogen decarboxylase. The transcript has 6 exons. The record is from RefSeq and is a predicted model, not a curated record. Gene Ontology annotation, molecular function: uroporphyrinogen decarboxylase activity. Gene Ontology annotation, biological process: porphyrin-containing compound biosynthetic process. Bases 136 to 1308 code for a protein of 390 amino acids. Lineage: Eukaryota; Viridiplantae; Streptophyta; Magnoliopsida; Asterales; Asteraceae.